UUGAAGUCGACAGUUCGCGUUUAUCACUUGUCGCUGCUGGUCAUUUUAGAGAACGGAAAGUGCGCGGCCCUAGCCUAAUGAAAUAUCUAGCUUGAAAGAAUACAAAAACAAAAAAUAUCGUUUCUCUUAUAAAAAGAGUCUGUUCAACCAAACGGGCAUAGGCUUCGGUAUUUGAAUGAUUUAAGUUCAUCCAAUAACACCUUAUCAACGGCUGCCAUAAUUAAGCCCAAAUAAAGUGCUCAAGCUAUAGCCAAAAAAUAUAUUUAUGUAUAUACAUAUAUCAUCUCUUUUUUUUUUUGGCAAUUAUCAGUUUAGUUUCGGUUUAGGCACGUCUUGGACACAUCGUGUUCAGCUAGCCCAAAGAAAAGUGUAAAAUUACAAUGAAUAUUUAAGUAAAUUAUAUUCAUUUCUGAUUCUUCGAGUUGUAACAAAAGAUAUCGCUGUAAUAAUUGUGCACUCGAGUUUGUUGCGCGUUUUCGCGGUUUGUGUGUUUCGAGCAACUUCAAACAUUCUACAUCCAUGGCUGUACAGGUCAAUAAGCGUAGCUUAUUUUUCUUGCUACUUUUGGCAUUUGUCAUUUUUCUUGUGGUGCGCAAUUUGAAGGAAACCCAAAAAUUGGCAACAGCCUUGGAGAGGCACAAACUCGGCCAUCGAGUCCCGUCGGAGGCGGCCACCGUGGCUAAUCCGUUCAGACCGAGCACGGAGGAGCCUUUGUGGCUAUCGCCACGCACCCAGGAACUUCAAGAGCUGCUAAAGUGUCGCAAUCGCCGGCUGCGGCUACAGAAAGAACAACAUGGAAAAUAUUGGGUGGUCCAGAACCUGAUUAGCGGACGACUCAGUCGUCGCAUGGCCUGCGCCGAGUCCAUAACGUACACAACCAAUGGCGAUUAUACGUUCUUCGAUAAUCUCGAAACAAUUGCCGAUCGGUGGUUCGGCCCCAUUAGCUUUGCCAUACACACACCUGGCUAUGAUUUGAAUACCACACUAGAUGCUAUUCAGUACGUGAGAAACUGUUUGCCUGGCAGCCAGUUGAUCAGCGACUUUGUCAGCUUUCACGUUUACUUCUCCAAUGAGCACAUGCCCGAGUAUGUGCCGUUCGAUGAGGAGGAGGCCCUCAAUUGGCCCUACCAAUGCGUGGAUGAGAAUGGCACUCUGUUGGCACCGCCCUAUAUGCAGAACCGAAGGCCCAUGUACAAGGUGCAGGCCAAUCUGACGUAUCCCAUCAAUGUGGGCCGAAAUAUCGCUCGCAAGGCUGUCAAUACGCAUUUCAUAUUCGCCUGCGACAUCGAGCUCUUCCCCAGUUUGGGGCUGAUCGAACAGUUCUUGGACAUGGUGCAUCGCAAUAGAAGUGUCUUGGCCCUCAGUCCGAAUCAGCGGCCGAGAGUCUAUCCUUUGCCGGUCUUCGAGAUAGAGGAGAACGAGCAAGUGCCCAACGAUAAAUUGGAAUUGUUGGAUCUCCUGCAGAAGCGUCGCGCUCAGCUCUUCCAUGCGAAAGUCUGCGCAAGCUGCCACAAGGUGCCCGGCUACCAGAGAUGGAUCAAUCGAACGACUCCCAUCCCGGACGAACUGCAACUGUUCAGCAUGACCCUCAGGCAGGAUACUUUCCGCCACUGGGAGCCCUUCUACAUUAGCGACAACAAGGAGCCGGUCUUCGACGAACGCGUCACCUGGGAGGGACAGUCGAACAAGCGCAUUCAGGGCUAUGCAAUGUGCCUGCUAGGCUACGAGUAUCAUGUGCUGCAUCCCGCUUUCCUGGUCCACAGUCCUGGCAUAAAGAAUUCCACACGUAGUGCGGUGCGUGCCAAAUACGCCUCUGAAAUGACCAGGUUUAUUAAAACGAAAAUCGAGCCCGAGUAUCGAGUGCUCUACGGAAAAAACAAGAAAUGCAUAACGUGAUCUAAGUUUACAUAUCAAAUACUCUAAGCCAGUCAGACAGAUAGACGAUUGCCAUGCAAUCAAGUGAUAACAUUUAUUAAAUAUUUUUAACUAAUCUAAAACUUAAAAUAAGAAUUUAAUAACCAAAGAAACUGCCUUUAGCAAAAUAGCUGUGAGUCCUCGAAAGGCAAACUAAUUGUUAUAGAUGACAUUUUGGUAUGGCAACCAUCGCGUCAAUUUGUUCCAUCCAAAGGUAUGCAUUUAUAGUUUAAGUUUAAGGAAUUCUUUACUCUGUAAAUUUAUUCGUUGGUUAAGCUCGGGAGUGGUACUACAGGGAAAACAAUAUAUUCCUUUCAGUUUCGUGAAUGAAAAAAAAAAAAAAAUUAGAAAAGCAUUUAAAUUUUAAAUAUAUAUUAUUUUUUAUUAACAUUAAACGUUGUUGUUGGGAACCUAUUUAUAUAUAAACUUCUUUGCUCUUAUAUUACCUCAAUUAUAUCAUAAUUUAAUUUAGUAUUAAUAAUAUUUAAAAAAAAUAAAUAAAUAAAUA
This is a messenger RNA of Drosophila mojavensis, 2422 nucleotides long. RefSeq names its product beta-1,4-glucuronyltransferase 1. The coding region runs from base 520 to 1896 and encodes 458 amino acids. The record is from RefSeq and is a predicted model, not a curated record. The transcript is spliced from 3 exons. NCBI's taxonomy places the organism in Eukaryota, Metazoa, Arthropoda, Insecta, Diptera, Drosophilidae.